This is a messenger RNA of Bolinopsis microptera, 2592 nucleotides long. RefSeq names its product nuclear transcription factor Y subunit alpha-like. Gene Ontology annotation, cellular component: CCAAT-binding factor complex. The coding region runs from base 186 to 1382 and encodes 398 amino acids. Gene Ontology annotation, biological process: regulation of transcription by RNA polymerase II. The record is from RefSeq and is a predicted model, not a curated record. Lineage: Eukaryota; Metazoa; Ctenophora; Tentaculata; Lobata; Bolinopsidae. The transcript is spliced from 9 exons. Gene Ontology annotation, molecular function: DNA-binding transcription factor activity, RNA polymerase II-specific.
AUACGGCUCAAUUUAGUCACGUGUGUCGAGAGAGCCCUUGCCGUGCUCUCUGUGAUUGUGCGGCUGAGUUGUGUUUAGCCAAUAGCAGUUUGUAGUUUGUAGUGCAUUGUACAAUCAGAGUUAUUCUGCCCUGGAGGAGGGAUAUUUGUUUAGAUCUGGACAAAAUUUAGAUCGGGUGCAAAGUAAUGACAGAGAGCUGUCGAGAAGCUCAACCUCCCGUUAAUUACGUCAGAGUCGCCGGGACCGCCGGAACUUUUCAGAAUCUCACUGCAGUUCAGAUAAUCGGUAAUGGAACUGGGGCUGAUCAGUUGCAACUGUUCCAAACAACUGGCAGUGAUCCAUCACAGAGACAGAUCUAUGCCAUCAUCGAUCCCAACUCAGCCACCGGCCAACAGUUGGCGAUGCUAACAGCCUCCAAUACCGCCGUGGCCGUUCCUUUGGCGGGAACCAUCGAUAAUAGCCUUAUUCAGAGUAACAUCGUAUCCAAUGUUGAUAACGAUGAGCCGCUGUACGUGAAUGCCAAACAGUAUCACCGGAUCAUGAAGAGGCGACAACAGCGUGCCCGGCUAGAAGCUCAGGGCAAGAUACCCAAGAGUCGCCAGAAAUACUUACACGAAUCAAGACAUCAGCACGCACUGAGAAGAAGUCGGAAUAAUGGCGGACGUUUUCUAGCUGGGUUACCGGGGUCAGAAUCAGAGGCUGGUGGCAGUCCCGAGAAGCUCUCAGACGCCACAAUGUCGGGUAACAACAAGUCACCGACCAUCUCAGUACAGCGCCCCCUCCAAGUGAGGCCGGAGAACCUGGGUACCCUGGCUGCUGCUGAGGGUAUGAACCAGAUCAGUGCUCUCAUGACCUCCCAGUUCAGUUCCCCAGCGAGCAGUAGCCUAGCACACACCGUGACUCAGAGCAUCGUGCAGGCAAUGAACCACACCCCCAACCCUAACAGUAGCAACAGCAGCAACAACAGCAGCAACAACACGGGGAGACACCUACAGGCCAUCAACAACCAGAUCUCCAACAACAACCAGAACAACAACAUCAUGGGUCUGAGGAUAAUGCCGGCUGAUCGGAGCAAGCUGAAUCACAUGACCCAUUCUAACAACUCUCUUGUUCAUCUGCAACCUGUAGCUACACAGAUGUUCAGACAGCCGGCCUCUGACAGGUACACUGUCACACAGACCCAACCUCAACCAGUUUACUACAGUACUGUAGCUUCAGAGAAUAACAGUACUGUUCCCUCUCCUUCUCUCGUUAUCAGCAACGCAAAGCACGUGCGACAAGAUGACCCCGUGUUCGCGCACAAAGGUGUAAAACAAUACGGUUCUAAAGACGUGAACAAGUCUAUACCAAGCCGUUUAGCGUGGGAAGAUUUUGGAAGAUAAAGUAUCGAAGCAACGGCGCCUCCCUCGCUAGAGGGACACAUUCCUCACACUCUACAGAGUUCAAGAUAUUUCAGAGAUAAGAUAAGGAUUGUACAGUGUACAAGAUGUUCUCUACACAUGAUGACAUUAUGGGUUACACGUGCUGCGUCGCGUGUGAAAUAUUGGUCAGAUUGUCACGUGCUGCGUCACGUGUGACAAAUUAGAUUUGGUCAGAUUGUCAGUGUUUCUGAUGAUGAAACGGGAAUCUAAACGUAUGGAUUGAUAUAUCAGAAACCGGUCUAAAUUUUCAGACAUUAAAUAGACGUUUUAUAGUUAUCUGUGUUGAUUAUAAUAAUAUAUUUUAUCUGUAACCAUGUGUUUUGAGCUGUUAUUUAAACAUAAUUAUUAAAUUGGUAACAGUAAUGAUUACGAUACCGACCAUGUUUUAUUAGCAUAUUAUUUGUUAAACGUGUGAAAAAGAUUCUUUACUUUUAAAUUAUUGCAGAGACCGGAACCGUGUACUUUGAUAAGGCAUUGUUAAAAGGUUAAAUUUAUUGAUGUUUUGUAAUAUCUCUUAAAUCCUUGUAAUUAUGUUGACCAAGUUUCCCCUUUUUGAGGUACUAAAACGCCAGGAUUUGCAAAUUUAUUAAGUACAUACAUUACUGGGAUUUUCUAAUUUUUUUGCCGUUAAUUAUCAGUUAUAGAGUAUUAGAAGGUCAUUUGACCAAAUUAUUGAUACAGACUUUCUUGAAACAGCCAGUAAAAUCUUAAUUAAUGCAGCAUACGUCAUCUUAAUGCAGUGCCCAUGAUGCGAUCACAACUUUUAUUUAUUUUUUAUAAUCUUUUUACAACAUUUUAAAUCGAUUUGUAACGCGCAUGUUACGUUUCCCAAUCUCGAAGUUUGGCCUGCUUCACUGCUCUGAUAAUGAUUUAUUCCCACGACACAUAUUAUGACGUCACUAAUUUACCCGAUUGAGAGAGAGCCUAACUCAUUAAAUAUAUGUUUUUCAGGGAGUAGCAUUAGUUUAUUAAUUCUCAGCACUUCGUAAAAUGUUUUACUCACAAGCCUGUAUCAUUUUAUUUUGAAUUAAAUUUCUCCAUAUUAUGUGGUGCUACGCGGAGAUUUUUUAAAGGAAGACACUGGGCCUAACAAAGUUUCCUGGAUUGAUAAUGGCAGUUAUGGACCGUUCUAAUUUGAUUGAAACUUUUAUUUUUAAUGAAUCACAGAAAA